Ornithodoros turicata is the source of this 1635-nucleotide messenger RNA. RefSeq lists its product as uncharacterized. Bases 1 to 1635 code for a protein of 544 amino acids. The record is from RefSeq and is a predicted model, not a curated record. Gene Ontology annotation, molecular function: nucleic acid binding. Lineage: Eukaryota; Metazoa; Arthropoda; Arachnida; Ixodida; Argasidae. The transcript is spliced from 2 exons. Gene Ontology annotation, biological process: DNA integration.
AUGGUGGACGACCGAGUGCUUUACCGGGCUGGUCCAAUCGGAUAUCCAACGGAGACGUUAAUAGGACGUCCCCCGGACUGCAAAAUAAGGAAGAAAGUCUGUUCCCAGGGACGUCGCACGGACGUAAACGAGACGUUCACGAACAUCCCUGGGAUAUCUAAAUGUCAAAUUCAGUUCUUCCCCAGGAUAUCCUUGGGACAUAUUUGGUUUACUGGGUUGCUCCAACCUCUCUAUGCCGUUCUCGGCGCAGACCAUCCGAAACAGGCCACUGCUGCCCCUCUGAAGUGGACACCAGCAGCAGAACGCGCGUUCGCAGAAGUAAAGCAGGCCCUGGCAGAUGCUGUAUUGCUCCACCAUCCUCGUCCUGACGGCGAGACGGCGUUGUUCAUCGACGCCUCCACUGCUGCCGUCGGCGCCGUCUUGCAGCAGUGUCAGGAUGGCCACUGGAAACCUUUCAGUUUCUUUACCCAGCGCCUCUCGCCAGCAGAAACAUGCUACAGCACCUUCGGGCAUGAGCUCAUCGCAGCCUACCUGGCAUACACACACUACCACCAUUUUCUCGACGGCUGCCCGUUUGUGCUGUACACAGACCACAAGCCUCUCAUGUUCGCCCUGCGAUCAGCAUCCGGCAACCAGUCGACCCAUGAAACCCGCCACAUGUGCUACAUCUUGGAAUUCACGACAGAUUUACGCUACGUUGACGGCGAAGACAAUGCAGCUGCGGACGCGCUCUCACGGCCAGACGUUAAUGCUCUCCACCCGCCCCCCGCGGUCAAUUUGGACGGCAUCACCCAAGCGGAACAGGCUGAUCAAGUGCUCGCUGAUCUUCAUUCAUCCCCUGUCUCGCUCCCCAGUUCGACGGCGAGACUGUGGUGUGACACAUCUACUGGCACCCCGCGCCCUUUCGUUCCCCUGGACUUUCGCCGGCCUGUUUUCAAUGGCCUACACUCCCUGCCCCACCCUGGCGUGCGCGGAACGCAGAACAUCAUCGCUGAGCGCUACAUAUGGCCUCAGAUGAAUGCCGAUGUACGUGCCGGGGCGCGUGCCUACCUUGCCUGCCAGCGGUCCAAAAUCCAACGCCACACCACCUCGCCUUCAUCGUGGUUCCUUCCGCCAGAUGCUCAUUUCGACCAGGUACACAUGGACCUGGUCGGCCCGCUUCCUCCGGCCAAAGGCUACCGCUACCUCCUCUCUUGCAUCGACCGGUUUACCCGCUGGCCGGAGGUAAUACCCAUUCCUGACAUCAUGGCAGAAACAGUGGCCCAUGCAUUCGUCUUCUCCUGGGUUUCCCGAUUCGGCGUCCUGUCCACUGUCACCACAGACAGAGGACGCCAGUCUGAAUCGGCCGUCUUCUGUCACCUGUGCAGCGCCCUUGGAACUCAUCGCAUCCGAACCAUGGCCUCCAUGCGGCUGCCAACGGCCUGGUCGAGUGCCUUCAUCGGCAACUCAAGGCUUCCCUCCGCGCCACUGACCACAGCGACACAACAUUGCCCGAGCGUCUUCCCUUCGUCCUGCUUGGCCAUCGCGCCGCGAUCCACCAGGACGGCUUCAGCCCACAUGGUCUAUGGCUGCGCGCUUCGCCUUCCCGGAGCUUUCUUCACCGCCUCGGCUCCACUCUUGCGCGACACCUCCUAG